This is a messenger RNA of Radiomyces spectabilis, 1013 nucleotides long. RefSeq lists its product as uncharacterized. The coding region runs from base 187 to 765 and encodes 192 amino acids. Lineage: Eukaryota; Fungi; Mucoromycota; Mucoromycetes; Mucorales; Radiomycetaceae. The transcript has 2 exons. The record is from RefSeq and is a predicted model, not a curated record.
CUGUCAAAGAUGGAAAUUUUUGCAAUUGGCGGUCAUACAAGAUUUGCUUCGCAGUAAGCAGAUGCAGCUUCGCUCUUUCUUCGUUCUUUUUUUCACUUCUUCUUUCCCUUAUCCCGAAAUCUGACCCGCACUUCUCGAACUUGACAUCUUGGUCACUAAUACUAACCAGCCAUCUUUGCCUGCAAAAUGAAUGCUAUCUCCGACGAUAUUUGCAACACUAUUGAAGCACGGCCUAUUGCUGGUGACACUUAUCAGGUGGCUUUUCGCACAAGCGGUGUCUCACUGGCGACAAUUUCGCGACUUGCCAAGAAUCAUAAAGUGGAAUCGCAUCAGAAACGUAGCCGCAAACCGAAGAUUUGGGGCCACCUUGCACGUCUGCUCCUCAAAAAACUUUUGACUGGGCGUACAGCACUGCUGCGGAGGCUGCUGCGCAGUUGGCUACUGAGGGUACAGCUGUUUACCCUCAACCAAUCCGGACUCAUUUUGCCUGCAGCCAACUUUAAGGCUAUGAACAAGAAGCCUGCGAGGCCAUUGACUCCUGCCCGCAAGAAGAACUGGACGGCUGCUGACUGGAGAAAAGUCGCUUUUACUGAUGGGCGCGCUGCAUAUGCUCCGAAUUUUCAUUAUCCGACGCAUACAAAGAAAAAGAACCCCCUUACGGUUCAUCCGCAGCCUGCCUGUCCCUUUGGCUGCUUCCAAUCGCAUCAGCACUUCCCGAGCUUGUCUGCAGUCUCGACGAUCAUGUCCAUGCGUCAAACUUUCUGAUUUCACACGCACGAACACGAGCACAGUGAUCGAUCAUGACUACGACAGUGAGUUCGACCAUACAACAAUUAAAAACGUGUGGUGUAACAAGUUCAAAAAAGCCAAAAAAAAGUACAAGACCCAUCGAGGUUGUCAAAGGUAACUAACAACUCCAUUGGGUCGAGCUUGAGAGCCGCAUCCGAGAGAUAUGUAUAGAAACGAAUGAUAUGCAUACCGUACUACUGACCCGUUUCAUCCACUUUUCGAAA